Hippopotamus amphibius kiboko is the source of this 939-nucleotide messenger RNA. Its product is annotated as olfactory receptor 4D6. Lineage: Eukaryota; Metazoa; Chordata; Mammalia; Artiodactyla; Hippopotamidae. Gene Ontology annotation, cellular component: membrane. Gene Ontology annotation, biological process: G protein-coupled receptor signaling pathway. Gene Ontology annotation, molecular function: G protein-coupled receptor activity; olfactory receptor activity. The record is from RefSeq and is a predicted model, not a curated record.
AUGGGCCUGAGCAACCACACCAGCGUGAAGGAGUUUGUCUUGCUGGAACUCACUCGCUUCCAGAAACUGGAGUCUUUCCUGUUUGUGCUCUUCCUUGCUGUGUAUGUAACAACCGUGCUGGGCAAUGCCCUCAUUGUGGUGAUCACCUGUGAGUCCCGCCUCCACACUCCCAUGCACUUCCUCCUGCGGAACAAAUCAAUCCUGGACAUUGUGUUUCCAUCUGUCACCGUUCCCAAGUUCCUGGUGGAUCUCUUCUCAGAGAGGAAAACUAUCUCCUACAACGGCUGCUUGGCACAGAUCUUUUUCUUCCACUUUGCUGGUAGGGCAGAUAUUUUUUUCCUCUCUGGGAUGGCCUAUGACAGAUACCUUGCAAUCUCCAAACCCCUGCAUUAUGUGACCAUUAUGAGGAGAGGGUGGGUGGCCUUGGUAGUGGCUUCCUGGGUGGGUGGUGGUUUGCACUCCAUGGUCCAGAUCAUUCUGAGGCUUCCACUCCCUUUCUGCGGCCCCAACAUCCUGCAUGCCUUCUACUGUGAUGUGCCCCAGGUGGUUAAACUGGCCUGCACUGACACCUUUGCUCUGGAGCUCCUCAUGAUCUCUAACCAUGGGCUGGUGACCCUCCUGUGGUUCCUCCUGCUCCUGGGGUCCUACACCAUCAUUCUGGUGAUGCUGAGAUCUCACUCUGGGGAGGGCCGGAACAAAGCCCUCUCCACCUGCACCUCCCACAUCCUGGUGGUGACUCUUCAUUUUGUGCUUUGUGUUUACAUCUACUGCCGGCCCUUCACUACGCUGCACACGGACACAGCUGUGUCCAUCAGUAACACGGUCAUCACCCCUAUGCUGAACCCCAUGAUCUACACCCUAAGAAACCAAGAGAUGAAGUCAGCCAUGAAGAGACUGCAGAGGAGGCUUGGGCCAUUUGAGAGCAAUAAACUGGGAUAA